This is a messenger RNA of Monosiga brevicollis MX1, 1752 nucleotides long. RefSeq lists its product as uncharacterized. The record is from RefSeq and is a predicted model, not a curated record. Gene Ontology annotation, cellular component: exosome (RNase complex); P-body. Gene Ontology annotation, biological process: mRNA catabolic process; miRNA catabolic process. Gene Ontology annotation, molecular function: 3'-5'-RNA exonuclease activity; RNA binding. Bases 1 to 1752 code for a protein of 583 amino acids. The transcript has 5 exons. Lineage: Eukaryota; Choanoflagellata; Craspedida; Salpingoecidae.
AUGCAUCUCCAAGAUCCAAUCUUGACUCGCGUCAAUGGCAUUCCCGCCGAGCAUCUACAGCCCGUGGGUCGCGUGGUUGCCAUCAUCAAGGCACCGCCUCCGGAAGAGCGUCUCUUUGCUGGCUUUCUCAAACGGCGCGAUCAAGACCAAGAUUUUCUCCUUUUUUCUCCCAAGGACAGUCGCGUUCCACGCAUGCGGGUGCCUGCCCACAGCGUGCCCGACGAAGUCGAUGAUAAAAUGCUGGUUAUUGUGUCUUUUGAAGAAUGGACUGCCAAGUCACGCUUUGCCCGUGGUAGCUUCAAGCGUGUCCUGGGUCAGGCUGGCACCAUUGACGCCGAGACUCAGGCCAUUCUUAUGGAGUACAAGAUUCCAUUUGAAGACUUUAAGCCACACGUUUUGAAGUGUCUACCCAAAGUAGACGAGAAACACCCCUUUGUGAUCCCCGAUGACGAGAUUGCCAAGCGCCGUGAUUUGCGCGACGUGCGCAUUUUUACCAUCGACCCAUCAACUGCACGUGAUUUGGAUGAUGCCCUGCAUUGCACGCAACUACCGGACGGCAACUUUGAGAUGGGCGUACACAUUGCGGAUGUCUCAUACUUUGUCGAGCCCAAUACGCCCUUGGAUGAGGAGGCUGAAUUCCGUGCCACUUCAACGUAUUUGGUCCAAAGUGUCUAUCCAAUGCUGCCCCGCCUUUUGUGCGAAGGCCUUUGCAGUCUCAACCCCGAUGAAGAUCGGCUAGCCUUUAGUGUGAUCUGGGUUCUGGACCCUGAAGGCAAUCGCAAGUCAACAUGGUUCGGCCGAACCGUCAUCCGCUCGCGCUGCAAACUGGCCUACGAUCAUGCCCAGCUCUUCAUUGAUGAUGAAAGCAAGGAGUGGAAUGACGUUGAGUUUCCUCGCCUGUCCGCUGACACGCAAGGCGCAGAUGUCAAGGCCGACGUUCUCCGCAUGAACCACAUUGCACAGCAGAUGCGCGACCGUCGCUUCGCCAAUGGUGCACUACGUCUCAACAAGACCAAGCUUUCCUUUCGCCUGGGAGAGGACAUGCUACCCGUCGAGACCUGGCCUUAUGUGCAGCGCGCUGCCAAUCAGCUUGUAGAGGAGUUUAUGUUGUUGGCGAACAUUUCCGUGGCGGAGUGCAUUGCCAAGGCGUUUCCACAAUGCGCACUGUUGCGUCGCCAUCCUGAGCCUUUUACCAGCCGCCUUGAGGAGGUGGCGGCCCGCUUUCAGAGGGUUGGUAUUCCCUUGGAUACCGGCUCGUCUGGCGAUAUCGCCGCAUCCAUUCGUGCGUAUCAGGAAAAUGAGCAAGAUCAAGGCCGCGUCGAGGUCAUGCAGCUUUUGCUUACCAUGGCCAUGCAACAAGCUGUCUACUUCUCAACUGGGGACUCAAAGCUGGAGCAAUCAGACUGGAAGCACUAUGCGCUGGCCACUCCCAUGUACACCCAUUUCACCUCCCCAAUUCGGCGUUACGCCGAUGUGGUGGUGCACCGUCUGCUCUUGGCUGCACUUGAGAACAAGGAAACCUUUUACGAGCACGACAAGGUUCAGAAGGCAGCUGAUCGCUGCAACGAGCGCAAGCUCAACGCCAAAGAAGCCGGCAACAAGUCCAUCGAUAUUUUCAAAAACGUCAUGGUCUAUCACCACGGUCCUUUUGAGGAGCCUGCCAUCGUCUAUCGCGUUCAGGAUCGCAGUAUGGAUGUUCUUGUUUUGCGUCUCGGCUUGGAGGUGAGUCGGGGUUGCGUGCCACCUCAUUGA